Messenger RNA from Metarhizium brunneum ARSEF 3297, 990 nucleotides. RefSeq names its product D/L-glyceraldehyde reductase. The record is from RefSeq and is a predicted model, not a curated record. Gene Ontology annotation, cellular component: cytosol. Gene Ontology annotation, molecular function: aldose reductase (NADPH) activity. NCBI's taxonomy places the organism in Eukaryota, Fungi, Ascomycota, Sordariomycetes, Hypocreales, Clavicipitaceae.
AUGUCUUUCGGCAAGACCGUCAAGCUCAAUUCCGGCCACACCAUCCCUCGUGUUGGAUACGGUACCUGGCAGGCUGCCCCUGGAGAGGUCGGCAAUGGCGUUUACGAGGCGCUCAAGACCGGCUACCGCCACCUUGACUUGGCCAAAAUUUAUGGCAACCAGAAGGAGGUUGGUGAGGGCAUUAAGCGUGCCUACGCUGAAGUUCCCGGUUUGAAGCGCGAGGAUAUCUUUAUCACCUCCAAGCUGUGGAACAACAAGCACAGGCCCGAGGACGUUGAGAAGGCGCUGGACGACACUCUGGCUGAGUUGCAGUUGGACUACCUCGAUCUGUACCUCAUUCACUGGCCUGUUGCCUUCAAACCUGGCGAGGACAAGUUCCCCAAGGUUGCCAAUGGCGAAGUUGACAUCGACCGUGGCGUGACCAUCUCACAGACCUGGAAGGCUGUGACUGAGCUCCCCAAGACCAAGACCCGCUCCGUCGGAGUUUCCAACUUCAGCAUUGAGCAUCUCGAGGGCGUCAUCGCCGCCACUGGCGUCGUCCCCGCCGUCAAUCAGAUCGAACGUCACCCUCGACUUCCCAACGCCCCCCUGAUCGAGUACUGCGCCAAGAAGAACAUCAUCAUCACCGCUUACUCCGCUUUCGGCAACAACAGCUGGAACGUUCCUCUGCUUGUCAAUACCCCCGAAGUCAAGACUAUCGCCGACCGUCUCGGCGCUGCUCAGGGCAAGACCGUCACCGCCGCCCAAGUCAUCAUCGCCUGGUCGGUCCUCGGCAACCACACUGUCAUUCCUAAAUCCGUCACUCCUUCUCGCAUUCGUGAGAAUUUCCAGGAAGUCGAGCUUGAUGAGCAGGCCAUCCAGGACCUCAAGAAGCUUGGCGAGACUCCUCAGCGCUUCAACGUUCCUACUACUUACGACCCGAAAUGGAACAUCAACGUCUUUGAUGAUGAGAAGGACAAGAACGCUGCUCUGCAGGUUCUUAUCAAGUGA